Oncorhynchus gorbuscha (pink salmon) is the source of this 4154-nucleotide messenger RNA. RefSeq lists its product as uncharacterized. The record is from RefSeq and is a predicted model, not a curated record. Lineage: Eukaryota; Metazoa; Chordata; Actinopteri; Salmoniformes; Salmonidae. Bases 264 to 1634 code for a protein of 456 amino acids. The transcript is spliced from 2 exons.
UAUAUACUGUGUUGGUGUGGUGUCUCCUCCCAGAUCAGGACACUAUAUACUGUGUUGGUGUGGUGUCUCCUCCCAGAUCAGGACACUAUGUACUGUGUUGGUGUGGUGUCUCCUUCCAGAUCAGGGCACCAUGUACUGUGUUGGUGUGGUGUCUCCUCCCAGAUCAGGACACUAUGUAAUGUGUUGGUGUGGUGUCUCCUCCCAGAUUAGGGCACCAUGUACUGUGUUGGUGUGGUGUCUAUGACCUCCCAGGUCAGGACACUAUGUACUGUGUUGGUGUGGUGUCUAUGACCUCCCAGGUCAGGACACUAUGUACUGUGUUGGUGUGGUGUCUCCUCCCAGAUCAGGACACUAUGUACUGUGUUGGUGUGGUGUCUCCUCCCAGAUCAGGACACUAUGUACUGUGUUGGUGUGGUGUCUCCUCCCAGAUCAGGACACUAUGUACUGUGUUGGUGUGGUGUCUCCUCCCAGAUCAGGACACUAUGUACUGUGUUGGUGUGGUGUCUCCUCCCAGAUCAGGACACUAUGUACUGUGUUGGUGUGGUGUCUAUGACCUCCCAGGUCAGGACACUAUGUACUGUGUUGUUGUGGUGUCUAUGACCUCCCAGGUCAGGACACUAUGUACUGUGUUGGUGUGGUGUCUCCUCCCAGAUCAGGGCACUAUGUACUGUGUUGGUGUGGUGUCUAUGACCUCCCAGAUCAGGACACUAUGUACUGUGUUGGUGUGGUGUCUCCUCCCAGAUCAGGGCACCAUGUACUGUGUUGGUGUGGUGUCUCCUCCCAGAUCAGGACACUAUGUACUGUGUUGGUGUGGUGUCUCCUCCCAGAUCAGGACACUAUGUACUGUGUUGGUGUGGUGUCUCCUCCCAGAUCAGGACACUAUAUACUGUGUUGGUGUGGUGUCUCCUCCCAGUUCAGGACACUAUAUACUGUGUUGGUGUGGUGUCUCCUCCCAGAUCAGGACACUAUGUACUGUGUUGGUGUGGUGUCUCCUUCCAGAUCAGGGCACCAUGUACUGUGUUGGUGUGGUGUCUCCUCCCAGAUCAGGACACUAUGUACUGUGUUGGUGUGGUGUCUAUGACCUCCCAGGUCAGGACACUAUGUACUGUGUUGGUGUGGUGUCUAUGACCUCCCAGGUCAGGACACUAUGUACUGUGUUGGUGUGGUGUCUCCUCCCAGAUCAGGACACUAUGUACUGUGUUGGUGUGGUGUCUCCUCCCAGAUCAGGACACUAUGUACUGUGUUGGUGUGGUGUCUCCUCCCAGAUCAGGACACUAUGUACUGUGUUGGUGUGGUGUCUCCUCCCAGAUCAGGACACUAUGUACUGUGUUGGUGUGGUGUCUCCUCCCAGAUCAGGACACUAUGUACUGUGUUGGUGUGGUGUCUCCUCCCAGAUCAAGACACUAUGUACUGUGUUGGUGUGGUGUCUCCUCCCAGAUCAGGGCACUAUGUACUGUUUUGGUGUGGUGUCUCCUCCCAGAUCAGGAUACUAUGUACUGUGUUGGUGCUGCGUCUCCUCCCAGAUCAGGGCACCAUGUACUGUGUUGGUGUGGUGUCUCCUCCCAGAUCAGGACACUAUGUACUGUGUUGGUGUGGUGUCUCCUCCCAGAUCAGGACACUAUGUACUGUGUUGAUGUGGUGUCUAUGAACUCCCAGAUUAGGGCACCAUGUACUGUGGUUGUGUGGUGUCUAUGACCUCCCAGAUCAGGACACUAUGUACUGUGUUGGUGUGGUGUCUAUGACCUCCCAGAUCAGGACACUAUGUACUGUGUUGGUGUGGUGUCUCCUCCCAGAUCAGGGCACCAUGUACUGUGUUGGUGUGGUGUCUCCUCCCAGAUCAGGACACUAUGUACUGUGUUGGUGUGGCGUCUCCUCCCAGAUCAGGACACUAUGUAAUGUGUUGGUGUGGUGUCUCCUCCCAGAUCAGGACACCAUGUACUGUGUUGAUGUGGUGUCUAUGAACUCCCAGAUUAGGGCACCAUGUACUGUGGUUGUGUGGUGUCUAUGACCUCCCAGAUCAGGACACUAUGUACUGUGUUGGUGUGGUGUCUAUGACCUCCCAGGUCAGGACACUAUGUACUGUGUUGGUGUGGUGUCUAUGAUCUCCCAGAUCAGGACACUAUGUACUGUGUUGGUGUGGUGUCUCCUCCCAGAUCAGGGCACCAUGUACUGUGUUGGUGUGGUGUCUAUGACCUCCCAGAUCAGGGCACCAUGUACUGUGUUGGUGUGGUGUCUAUGACCUCCCAGGUCAGGACACUAUGUACUGUGUUGGUGUGGUGUCUAUGAGGGUAUUGAGAUUAGGUUAGUGUGAAGGCCAGAUGUAUUGUGGGUAUUGAUAUUAGGUUAGCGUGAAGGCCAGAUGUAUUGUGGGUAUUGAGAUUAGGUUAGCGUGAAGGGAAGAUGUAUUGUGGGUACUGAGAUUAGGUUAGCGUGAAGGCCAGAUGUAUUGUGGGUAUUGAGAUUAGGUUAGCAUGAAGGGAAGAUGUAUUGUGGGUACUGAGAUUAGGUUAGCGUGAAGGCCAGAUGUAUUGUGGGUAUUGAGAUUAGGUUAGCGUGAUAGCCAGAUGUAUUGUGGGUAAUGAGAUUAGGUUAGUGUGAAGGCCAGAUGUAUUGUGGGUAUUGAGAUUAGGUUAGUUUGAAGGCCAGAUGUAUUGUGGGUAUUGAGAUUAGGUUAGCGUGAAGGCCAGAUGUAUUGUGGGUAUUGAGAUUAGGUUAGCGUGAAGGCCAGAUGUAUUGUGGGUAUUGAGAUUAGGUUAGCGUGAAGGGAAGAUGUAUUGUGGGUAUUGAGAUUAGAUUAGCGUGAAGGCCAGAUGUAUUGUGGGUAUUGAGAUUAGGUUAGCGUGAUGGCCAGAUGUAUUGUGGGUAUUGAGAUUAGGUUAGCGUGAAGGCAAGAUGUAUUGUGGGUAUUGAGAUUAGGUUAGCGUGAAGGGAAGAUGUAUUGUGGGUACUGAGAUUAGGUUAGCGUGAAGGCCAGAUGUAUUGUGGGUAUUGAGAUUAGGUUAGCGUGAUGGCCAGAUGUAUUGUGGGUAAUGAGAUUAGGUUAGUGUGAAGGCCAGAUGUAUUGUGGGUAUUGAGAUUAGGUUAGUGUGAAGGCCAGAUGUAUUGUGGGUAUUGAGAUUAGGUUAGCGUGAAGGCCAGAUGUAUUGAGAUUAGGUUAGCGUGAAGGCCAGAUGUAUUGUGGGUAUUGAGAUUAGGUUAGCGUGAAGGCCAGGUGUAUUGUGGGUAUUGAGAUUAGGUUAGCGUGAUGGCCAGAUGUAUUGUGGGUAAUGAGAUUAGGUUAGUGUGAAGGCCAGAUGUAUUGUGGGUAUUGAGAUUAGGUUAGCGUGAAGGCCAUAUGUAUUGUGGGUAUUGAGAUUAGGUUAGCGUGAAGGCCAGAUGUAUUGUGGGUAUUGAGAUUAGGUUAGCGUGAAGGGAAGAUGUAUUGUGGGUAUUGAGAUUAGGUUAGCGUGAUGGCCAGAUGUAUUGUGGGUAAUGAGAUUAGGUUAGCGUGAAGGCCAGAUGUAUUGUGGGUAUUGAGAUUAGGUUAGCAUGAAGGGAAGAUGUAUUGUGGGUAUUGAGAUUAGGUUAGCGUGAAGGCCAGAUUUAUUGUGGGUAUUGAUAUUAGGUUAGCGUGAUGGCCAGAUGUAUUGUGGGUAUUGAGAUUAGGUUAGCGUGAAGGCCAGAUAUAUUGUGGGUAUUGAGAUUAGGUUAGCGUGAAGGGAAGAUGUAUUGUGGGUAUUGAGAUUAGGUUAGCGUGAAGGCCAGAUGUAUUGUGGGUAUUGAGAUUAGGUUAGCGUGAAGGCCAGAUGUAUUGUGGGUAUUGAGAUUAGGUUAGCGUGAAGGCAAGAUGUAUUGUGGGUAUUGAGAUUAGGUUAGCGUGAAGGGAAGAUGUAUUGUGGGUAUUGAGAUUAGGUUAGCGUGAUGGCCAGAUGUAUUGUUGGUAUUGAGAUUAGGUUAGCGUGAUGGCCAGAUGUAUUGUGGUCCCUCUAACCUACAUUUGAACCUCCAUUCACUCUCUUGUGGGAAUAGUACAUGGAUGUGUGUACACAGUACAGUUGAUUGUGUGUGUGUGUGUGUGUGUGUGUGUGUGUGUGUGUGUGUGUGUGUGUGUGUGUGUGUGUGUGUGUGUGUGUGUGUGUGUGUGUGUGUGUGUGUGUGUGUGUGUGUGUGUGUGU